AUGGCACGCGCUGGCAAGAACAAACUUCAACUAUUAACAUUACUGGGAAAAUGGCUUUCAAAGAAACUAAUGAUGAAUUCAGAUUUGAAAAAGGUCUUCAUGAUUUUGGCUGUUCAUAUGUGGGGGGUUAUUCUUCCGCUCAUACAACCCAUCCCACCGCGCAACCCGGGAUGGACGAAUAAAGAAAAGGAUUGCAUCGAGGAUACGGUGCAGCUUUCUAAGAGUUGGGUAAUUAAAGAACCAGAUCACAAUGAUCUUGAGGCUCAAAUUGAAAGACGCAAAGAGACAACAUCAUGA
This is a messenger RNA of Penicillium taxi, 297 nucleotides long. RefSeq lists its product as uncharacterized. Bases 1 to 297 code for a protein of 98 amino acids. NCBI's taxonomy places the organism in Eukaryota, Fungi, Ascomycota, Eurotiomycetes, Eurotiales, Aspergillaceae. The record is from RefSeq and is a predicted model, not a curated record. The transcript has a single exon.